Molecule: messenger RNA, 1212 nt
Organism: Guillardia theta CCMP2712
Lineage: Eukaryota; Cryptophyceae; Pyrenomonadales; Geminigeraceae
Exons: 2
Coding region: 1-1212 (403 amino acids)
Molecular function (GO): beta-aspartyl-peptidase activity; hydrolase activity, acting on carbon-nitrogen (but not peptide) bonds
Source: RefSeq, a predicted model, not a curated record
AUGAUGCAGCUGAUCAAGAACGCGGAUGUCUAUGCUCCUGCGCAUCUUGGACUCUGUCACGUGCUCGUGGGAUGCGGAAAGAUCAUGAAGAUCUUCCCUGGAAACGCUUCGCUGCACGAGCAGACGUUCUUGGAUCUGAACAUCUCCACCAAGGACCUCGACGGCAAGAAAAUGAUUCCCGGGCUCAUCGACGGCCACGUACACUUGACAGGAGGAGGAGGGGAGGCAGGUUUCAGGACCAGCGUCCCUCCUAUCCCUCUCUCCAACUUUACCCUUGCUGGGGUGACCACGGCAGUUGGUGUGCUGGGGACGGACGACUGCGUACGUUCAACAGCCAGCCUACUUGCUCGAGCCCGCGGCCUGAGGGAAGAAGGGUUCUCAAGCUACAUCCUUACAGGAGGCUACCAUGUUCCCGUGACGACCCUGACUGGGUCAGUGAAGGAGGACAUCGUCCACCUCGACCUCUGCAUUGGAUGCGGAGAGCUUGCUAUCAGUGAUCACAGGUCCAGCCAGCCAACCUUCGACGAGCUCGUGAGGAUAGCUGGCGACUGCCACGUUGCGAACCUGAUGACCGGAAAGGCGGGAACCCUUCACCUGCACAUGGGGGCAGGGCAGAGGAGGAUGGAGAUGGUGAAGAGAGCGCUGGAGGAGACAGAGAUUCCUUCCAGGAUCUUCAACCCGACGCACUGCAACAGGAACCUGCCGCUGCUGGAGGAGGCGAUGGAGCUCGCGCUCCUCGGGUCUACCAUCGACGUAACGGCUGGGACGGGGAAGAAGGGAGGAGGUGGAGGGCCUACAGCAGCGGAGGCCAUCCGGAGGUACUUGAAGGACGACAGGAUGCUUCCUCCAGAGAAGAUCACGUGCAGCUCUGACGCGGGAGGGAGCAUCCCGACAUUCGACGAGCAGGGAAACUUGUUGAGGCUCGGGUACGGGACCUCCGCCAACCUCCUCGUGGCGAUCAACGAGCUUCUGCAUCCUACUGAUGGAAGCGACAGCUUACCACUGGACGUCGUCCUCCCUCCCUUCACCAGCAACUGGGCGACGCUGCUCAAGAUCGAUGACAAGAAGGGAAGGAUCGCUGAGGGCUGCGAUGCUGAUCUGGUCGUCCUGGAGGAGGCAGGAGAAGGAGUUUCUGUCUCGGACGUCAUGGCCAUGGGCGUUUGGCACGUGGUCGAUGGGAAGGCUGUCGUCAAAGGGACGUUUGAGAGCUGA